AUGCCAACAUUGGAAAUUGGUGAUCCUGGUGGUACAAAUAGCGGUGGUAGUAAUAAUGUUGGAUCGGUUGAAUGUUAUGGUUGUAAUUGUAAAAUAGAAGAACGUUAUUAUCUAAUGGCUAUUGAUAAAAUAUGGCAUUUAUCAUGUUUGAGAUGUUUUGAUUGUAAUAUGUCAUUAGAACGAGAAAUGACAUGUUUUUCAAGAGAUGGACAAAUUUAUUGUAAAGAUGAUUAUGUCAAACGUUAUUGUAGUCGAAUAUGUUCACGUUGUCGUACAUUAAUUCGUCCAAAUGAAUUAAUUAUGCGUGCAAAACAGUAUAUAUAUCAUUUAGAAUGUUUUUCAUGUGUAUCAUGUAAUCAACCAUUACAUCCCGGUGAUGAGUUUGGUUUAAAAGAUGAUGAAUUAUUUUGUCGUGUACAUUAUUAUGAGUAUGAAUCAUUAUUAUCAUCUCCAUCAACAAAUCAUCCUCCACCACCACCACCACCACAAUUAUCUGCAUAUUUAAAUUCCAUACAGUAUUCACCGUUACCAUUCAUGCCUGAAGAAUCGGGCUAUUAUUCAUUACCAUUAACAGCCACAUCAAAUAAUGGUAGUGGUAGUGGUAGUGGCAGUGGUAGUAGUGGUGGAACACAUUCAAAAACAUCAACCGGUAAACGUACAAGAAAACGAAAAAUUGAUAGACAAGAAAUACCAGAUUAUAUUACAACAUCAUCGCCACCACCAUCAGUUGGUCCACAAUCCGAUUUAUUUCCACUAGACGGUUAUUAUUUGGAUGAUGUUGAAAAUUCAUUGCUCAAUGAUCCAUCGUCUAUGUCUCAACAACAUUCACAUCACAGCCAUAGUCAUCAUCAAAGACAAAAACGUGUGAGAACAAGUUUUAAACAUCAUCAAUUAAGGUGUAUGAGAUCCUAUUUUAAUUUAAAUCAUAAUCCAGAUGCAAAAGAUCUAAAAAAUUUAGCAGAAAAAACUGGUUUACCAAAACGUGUCUUACAAGUUUGGUUUCAAAAUGCUCGUGCCAAAUUUCGACGUAGUGUAUCUAGAACAGAUUGUAUUGGUACAAGUGGUAGUAAUACAACGACUACCGAUGGUAAUCCAUCAUCAACAACAGCAAUAAAUUCAUCGUCUAAAAAUAAUUGUGGUGGUGAAGAUUCGUCAAAUAUGUCAUCACCAGCCGAAUCGGAAAAAACGUCAUCAUUAAAUAUGAGCGAAUCAGAAACAUGUGGAUCGAUAUAA
This is a messenger RNA of Didymodactylos carnosus, 1233 nucleotides long. NCBI's taxonomy places the organism in Eukaryota, Metazoa, Rotifera, Eurotatoria, Philodinida, Philodinidae. The record is from the annotation of a GenBank genome assembly.